This is a messenger RNA of Plectropomus leopardus (leopard coralgrouper), 11906 nucleotides long. NCBI's taxonomy places the organism in Eukaryota, Metazoa, Chordata, Actinopteri, Perciformes, Serranidae. The record is from RefSeq and is a predicted model, not a curated record.
CACUAAACUGCCAUCAUGAGCACAGACGCGGAAAUGGCGGCAUAUGGCCCUGCGGCCAUUUACCUGCGCAAGCCAGAGAGGGAGAGGAUCGAGGCACAAACUGCUCCAUUUGAUGCCAAAACAGCCUUCUUCGUGGCUGAACCUGAGGAAAUGUACCUAAAGGGUAAACUCGUUAAAAAAGAGGGUGGCAAAGCCACAGUUGAGACACUGGUAUAUGAAGGAAAGCCAUCAAAGACUUUAACAGUGAAGGAGGAUGACAUCCAUCCCAUGAAUCCUCCAAAGUUUGACAAGAUUGAGGACAUGGCCAUGAUGACCCACCUCAAUGAGCCUUGUGUGCUGUAUAACCUCAAAGAGCGUUUUGCAUCAUGGAUGAUCUAUACCUACUCUGGGUUGUUCUGCGUCGUCGUGAACCCCUACAAGUGGCUUCCUGUGUACGAUGCUCAGGUUGUGGUAGCAUACAGAGGCAAGAAAAGAGUUGAGGCUCCUCCCCACAUCUUCUCCAUCUCUGACAAUGCCUAUCAGUUCAUGCUCACUGAUCGUGAGAACCAGUCUAUCCUUAUCACUGGAGAAUCCGGUGCAGGAAAGACUGUCAACACCAAACGUGUCAUCCAGUACUUUGCAACAAUUGCAGUGGCUGGCGCUAAGAAGGUUGAGCCAGUGGCCGGAAAAAUUCAGGGUUCACUGGAGGAUCAAAUCAUUGCAGCCAACCCUCUGCUAGAAGCUUAUGGUAAUGCCAAGACUGUGAGGAAUGACAACUCCUCUCGUUUUGGUAAAUUCAUCAGGAUCCACUUUGGGACAACUGGCAAACUGGCCUCAGCUGAUAUUGAAACUUAUCUGCUGGAGAAGUCUCGUGUUACCUUCCAGUUGUCUGCUGAAAGGAGCUACCAUAUCUUCUAUCAGCUGAUGACUGGCCAUAAGCCUGAGCUCCUGGAGGCUCUCCUGAUCACCACCAACCCCUAUGACUACCCAAUGAUCAGUCAGGGUGAAAUCACUGUAAAAAGCAUCAAUGAUGUGGAGGAGUUCAUUGCGACUGAUACUGCAAUUGACAUCUUGGGCUUCACUGCUGAGGAGAAAAUUGGCAUCUACAAGUUGACUGGAGCUGCGAUGCAUCAUGGCAACAUGAAAUUCAAGCAAAAGCAGCGUGAGGAGCAGGCUGAACCUGAUGGCACUGAGGAGGCUGAUAAAAUUGCCUACCUUCUGGGCCUGAACUCAGCUGAUAUGCUGAAAGCUCUGUGCUAUCCAAGAGUCAAGGUCGGAAAUGAAAUGGUGACCAAAGGUCAGACCGUGCCACAGGUAAACAACUCUGUCAUGGCUCUGUGCAAGUCCAUCUAUGAGAAAAUGUUCUUGUGGAUGGUCAUCCGUAUCAAUGAGAUGCUGGACACAAAGCAGCCAAGACAGUUCUUCAUUGGAGUCUUGGAUAUCGCUGGAUUUGAGAUCUUUGAUUUCAACAGCUUGGAACAACUCUGCAUCAACUUCACCAAUGAGAAACUGCAACAGUUCUUCAACCACCACAUGUUCGUCCUGGAGCAAGAGGAGUACAAGAGAGGCAUUGAAUGGGAGUUUAUUGACUUCGGUAUGGACUUGGCUGCCUGCAUUGAGCUUAUUGAGAAGCCAAUGGGCAUCUUCUCCAUCCUUGAAGAGGAGUGCAUGUUCCCCAAGGCCUCUGACACAACAUUUAAGAACAAGCUGCACGAUCAGCAUCUGGGCAAGACCAAGGGCUUUGAGAAGCCAAAGCCUGGAAAGGGCAAGGCUGAAGCUCACUUUGCUCUGGUUCACUAUGCUGGCACAGUGGACUACAAUAUCACUGGCUGGCUGGACAAGAACAAGGACCCUCUGAAUGACUCAGUUGUUCAGCUUUACCAGAAAUCUUCAAACAAACUGCUGUCCUUCCUGUAUGUAACUCAUGGAGCAGCCGACGAGGCUGCUGGUGGCAAGAAGGGUGGUAAGAAGAAGGGUGGCUCUUUCCAGACAGUGUCUGCUCUCUUCAGAGAGAACUUGGGCAAGCUGAUGACCAACUUGAGAAGCACCCACCCUCAUUUUGUGCGCUGCCUGAUUCCUAAUGAAACAAAGACCCCAGGUCUUAUGGAGAACUUCUUGGUCAUCCACCAGCUGAGGUGUAACGGUGUGCUGGAGGGCAUCAGAAUCUGCAGAAAGGGCUUCCCCAGCAGAAUCCUCUACGGUGACUUCAAGCAGAGAUACAAAGUAUUGAAUGCUAGUGUCAUCCCUGAGGGACAGUUCAUUGACAACAAGAAAGCUUCAGAGAAGCUGCUGGGCUCCAUUGAUGUGGACCACACUCAGUACAAGUUUGGACACACAAAGGUGUUCUUCAAAGCUGGUCUGCUGGGUCUCCUGGAGGAGAUGAGAGAUGACAAACUGGCUGAGCUGGUGACAAUGACUCAGGCUCUCUGCAGAGGAUAUGUCAUGAGGAAGGAGUUUGUUAAGAUGAUGGAAAGGAGAGAAUCCAUUUUUAGCAUCCAGUACAAUAUCCGUUCAUUUAUGAAUGUGAAGAACUGGCCAUGGCUGAAACUCUACUUCAAGAUCAAGCCUCUCCUGAAGAGUGCCGAGACUGAGAAGGAGCUGCAGCAAAUGAAGGAGAACUAUGAUAAGAUGCAAACAGACCUGGCUACAGCCCUGGCCAAGAAGAAGGAACUGGAGGAGAAGAUGGUCUCCCUGCUGCAGGAGAAGAAUGACCUGCAACUGCAAGUUGCUGCUGAAACUGAAAAUCUCUCGGACGCUGAGGAAAGGUGCGAGGGGCUCAUCAAGAGCAAGAUCCAGCUCGAGGCCAAACUCAAAGAGACUGGUGAGAGACUGGAGGAUGAAGAGGAAAUCAAUGCUGAGUUGACUGCAAAGAAGAGGAAGCUGGAGGAUGAAUGCUCUGAGCUGAAGAAAGACAUUGAUGACCUGGAGCUCACCUUGGCUAAAGUGGAGAAGGAGAAACAUGCCACAGAAAACAAGGUGAAAAACCUGACAGAGGAGAUGGCAUCUCAAGAUGAGUCCAUUGCCAAGUUGACCAAGGAGAAGAAAGCCCUCCAAGAGGCCCACCAGCAAACACUUGAUGAUCUCCAGGCAGAGGAAGACAAAGUCAACACUCUGACCAAGGCCAAGACAAAGCUGGAACAGCAAGUCGAUGAUCUUGAGGGAUCAUUGGAGCAAGAGAAGAAGCUUCGCAUGGACCUUGAGAGAGCCAAGAGGAAGCUUGAAGGAGAUCUGAAACUGGCCCAAGAAUCCAUAAUGGAUCUGGAGAAUGACAAGCAGCAAUCUGAUGAGAAAAUCAAGAAGAAGGACUUUGAGACCAGCCAGCUCCUCAGUAGGAUUGAGGAUGAACAGACUCUUGGUGCUCAGCUGCAGAAGAAGAUCAAGGAGCUUCAGGCUCGUAUUGAGGAGCUGGAGGAGGAGAUUGAGGCUGAGAGGGCUGCUCGAGCUAAGGUAGAGAAGCAGAGGGCUGAUCUCUCCAGGGAGCUUGAGGAGAUCAGUGAGAGGCUCGAGGAAGCUGGUGGAGCAACAGCCGCUCAGAUUGAGAUGAACAAGAAGCGUGAGGCUGAGUUCCAGAAGCUGCGUCGUGAUCUUGAAGAGUCCACCCUGCAGCAUGAAGCCACCGCAUCAACUCUCCGCAAGAAGCAGGCUGACAGUGUUGCAGAGCUGGGAGAGCAGAUCGACAAUCUCCAGCGUGUUAAGCAGAAGCUGGAGAAGGAAAAGAGCGAGUACAAGAUGGAGAUAGAUGACCUCUCCAGCAACAUGGAGAAUGUUGCUAAAGCAAAGGGCAACUUGGAGAAAAUGUGCAGAACUCUUGAGGACCAGUUGAGUGAACUCAAAGCCAAAAAUGAUGAGAAUGUCCGCCAGCUGAACGACAUCAAUGCACAGAGGGCCAGACUGCAGACGGAGAAUGGUGAGUUUGCCCGCCAGCUUGAGGAGAAGGAAGCUCUUGUUUCCCAGCUGACCAGGGGCAAGCAGGCCUUCACUCAGCAGAUUGAGGAGCUUAAGAGGCACGUUGAGGAGGAACUGAAGGCCAAGAACGCCCUGGCCCAUGCUGUUCAGUCAGCGCGCCAUGACUGUGAUCUGCUCAGGGAGCAGUUUGAGGAGGAGCAAGAGGCCAAGGGUGAGCUGCAGCGAGGAAUGUCCAAGGCCAACAGCGAGGUGGCUCAGUGGAGAAGCAAAUAUGAGACCGAUGCUAUUCAGCGCACUGAGGAGCUGGAAGAGGCCAAGAAAAAACUUGCCCAGCGCCUGCAGGACGCUGAGGAAUCCAUUGAGGCUGUGAACUCCAAGUGUGCCUCUCUGGAGAAGACCAAGCAGAGGCUGCAGGGUGAGGUGGAGGACCUCAUGAUUGAUGUGGAGAGAGCUAAUGCUCUGGCUGCCAACCUCGACAAGAAGCAGAGGAACUUUGAUAAGGUCCUGGCAGAAUGGAAGCAGAAGUAUGAGGAGGGCCAGGCUGAGCUGGAAGGAGCCCAGAAGGAGGCUCGUUCUCUCAGCACUGAAAUGUUCAAGAUGAAGAACUCUUAUGAGGAGGCUCUGGAUCACCUGGAGACCUUGAAGAGAGAGAACAAGAACCUGCAGCAGGAGAUCUCAGAUCUGACCGAACAGCUUGGUGAGACCGGAAAGAGUAUUCAUGAGCUGGAGAAAGCCAAGAAGACUGUGGAGACUGAGAAGUCUGAAAUUCAAACAGCACUAGAAGAAGCUGAGGGUACACUGGAGCACGAGGAGUCCAAGAUUCUCCGUAUUCAGCUUGAGCUCAACCAGGUGAAAGGUGAGGUUGACAGGAAGCGAGAGAAGGAUGAGGAGAUGGAGCAGAUCAAGAGGAACAGCCAGAGGGUGAUUGACUCCAUGCAAAACACUUUGGAUGCUGAGGUCAGGAGCAGAAAUGAUGCCCUGAGAGUCAAGAAGAAGAUGGAGGGAGACCUGAACGAGAUGGAGAUUCAGCUGAGCCAUGCCAACAGGCAGGCCGCUGAGGCCCAGAAACAACUGAGGAAUGUCCAGGGACAGCUCAAGGAUGCCCAACUGCACCUUGAUGAUGCUAUCAGAGGACAGGAAGACAUGAGGGAGCAAGCUGCCAUGGUGGAGCGUAGAAAUGGCCUGAUGCUGGCUGAGAUUGAUGAGCUGAGAGUCGCUCUGGAACAGACAGAGAGAGGACGCAAAGUGGCUGAGCAGGAGCUGGUUGAUGCCAGUGAGCGUGUCGGACUGCUUCACUCUCAGAACACCAGUCUUAUAAACACCAAAAAGAAGCUGGAGGCUGACCUCAUCCAGGUUCAGGGUGAAGUAGAUGAUUCAGUCCAGGAAGCGAGAAAUGCUGAGGAGAAAGCUAAAAAGGCGAUCACCGAUGCUGCCAUGAUGUCUGAGGAGCUGAAGAAGGAGCAGGACACCAGCGCUCACCUGGAGAGGAUGAAGAAGAACCUGGAGGUCACAGUCAAGGACCUGCAGCACCGUCUGGAUGAGGCUGAGAACCUCGCCAUGAAGGGCGGCAAAAAGCAGCUCCAGAAACUGGAGUCCAGGGUACGUGAGCUUGAAGCUGAAGUUGAGGCUGAACAGAGACGUGGAGCUGAUGCUGUGAAAGGACUCCGCAAAUAUGAAAGAAGAGUGAAGGAGCUGACCUAUCAGGUAACUUCUAUAAAAACUAACUUCUCUCAAAUUAUCUUUUUUAUCACUUACUGUACAAUCUUGCAUCUUUAGACUGAGGAGGACAAGAAGAAUGGGAUCCGACUUCAGGACCUGGUGGACAAGUUGCAGCUCAAAGUCAAGGCUUACAAGAGACAGGCUGAGGAGGCUGAGGAGCAGGCCAACACUCAUAUGUCCAGGCUCAGGAAGGUUCAGCAUGAGCUGGAGGAAGCUGCGGAGCGGGCUGAUAUUGCUGAGUCCCAGGUCAACAAGCUGAGAGCCAAGAGCCGUGAUGUUGGAAAGUCUGAUUCUGCUGAUGCCAUCAUGAGCACGGAUUCAGAGAUGGCGGCCUAUGGCAAGGCCGCAAUCUACCUUCGCAAGCCAGAGAAGGAGAGGAUUGAGGCACAAACUGCUCCUUUUGAUGCCAAAACAGCCUUCUUCGUGGCUGAACCUGAGGAAAUGUACCUUAAGGGUAAACUGGUCAAGAGAGAGGGUGGCAAAGCCACAGUUGAAACAGAUACUGGAAAGUCAAUCACUGUAAAAGAGGAUGACAUCCACCCAAGAAACCCCCCAAAGUAUGAUAAAAUUGAGGACAUGGCCAUGAUGACCCACCUCAACGAGCCUUGUGUGUUGUAUAACCUCAAAGAGCGUUAUGCAUCAUGGAUGAUCUAUACCUACUCUGGGUUGUUCUGCGUCGUCGUGAACCCCUACAAGUGGCUUCCCGUGUACGAUGCUGAGGUUGUGGGAGCAUACAGAGGCAAGAAGAGGAUUGAGGCUCCACCCCACAUCUUCUCCAUCUCUGACAAUGCCUAUCAGUUCAUGCUCACAGAUCGUGAGAACCAAUCUGUCCUGAUUACCGGAGAAUCUGGUGCAGGAAAGACUGUCAACACCAAGCGUGUCAUCCAGUACUUUGCAACAAUUGCAGCUAUUGGAGCUAAGAAAGCUGAGCCCGUACCUGGCAAAAUGCAGGUAAAAUUGCUUACCUAAGAUACUGUUUGUCAGAGGAAAGUUAUUGUGAAUGUUAUGAACUCAAAUCUCCUCUUACAGGGCUCCCUUGAGGACCAGAUCGUUGCAGCCAACCCUCUGUUGGAGGCUUAUGGUAAUGCCAAGACUGUGAGGAAUGACAACUCCUCUCGUUUUGGUAAAUUCAUCAGGAUCCACUUUGGCACCACUGGCAAGCUGUCUUCAGCUGAUAUUGAAACUUAUCUGCUAGAGAAGUCUCGUGUCACCUUCCAGUUGUCUGCUGAGAGGAGCUAUCAUAUCUUCUAUCAGCUGAUGACUGGCCACAGGCCUGAGAUCCUGGAGGCUCUCCUGAUCACCACCAACCCCUAUGACUACCCAAUGAUCAGUCAGGGUGAAAUCACUGUCAAAAGCAUCAAUGAUGUGGAGGAGUAUGAUGCAACAGAUACUGCUAUUGACAUCUUGGGCUUCACUGCUGAGGAGAAGAUUGGCAUCUACAAGCUGACUGGAGCUGUGAUGCAUCAUGGCAACAUGAAAUUCAAGCAGAAGCAGCGUGAGGAGCAGGCUGAACCUGAUGGCACUGAGGUUGCUGACAAAAUCGCCUACCUUCUGGGCCUAAACUCAGCCGAUAUGCUGAAAGCUCUGUGCUACCCCAGAGUCAAGGUCGGAAAUGAAAUGGUGACCAAAGGUCAGACCGUGCCACAGGUCAACAAUUCUGUCAGUGCUCUGUGCAAGUCCAUCUAUGAGAAAAUGUUCUUGUGGAUGGUCAUCCGUAUCAAUGAGAUGCUGGACACAAAGCAGCCAAGACAGUUCUUCAUUGGUGUCUUGGACAUCGCUGGAUUUGAGAUCUUUGAUUUCAACAGCUUGGAGCAACUCUGCAUCAACUUCACCAAUGAGAAACUGCAACAGUUCUUCAACCACCACAUGUUCGUCCUGGAGCAAGAGGAGUACAAGAAAGAAGGCAUUGAAUGGGAGUUUAUUGACUUCGGUAUGGACUUGGCUGCCUGCAUUGAGCUUAUUGAGAAGCCAAUGGGCAUCUUCUCCAUCCUUGAAGAGGAGUGCAUGUUCCCCAAGGCUUCUGACACAACAUUUAAGAACAAGCUGCACGAUCAGCAUCUUGGCAAGACCAAGGCCUUUGAGAAGCCAAAGCCUGGAAAGGGCAAGGCUGAAGCUCACUUCUCUCUGGUUCACUAUGCUGGCACAGUGGACUACAAUAUCAAUGGCUGGCUGGACAAGAACAAGGACCCUCUGAACGACUCAGUUGUUCAGCUCUACCAGAAAUCUUCUAACAAACUGCUCGCCUUCCUGUAUGUAACUCAUGGUGCAGCUGAUGAGGCUGCUGGUGGUGGCAAGAAGGGUGGAAAGAAGAAGGGUGGCUCUUUCCAGACAGUGUCUGCUCUCUUCAGAGAGAACUUGGGCAAACUGAUGACCAACUUGAGAAGCACCCACCCUCAUUUUGUGCGCUGCCUGAUUCCUAAUGAAACAAAGACCCCAGGUCUUAUGGAGAACUUCUUGGUCAUCCACCAGCUGAGGUGUAACGGUGUGCUGGAGGGCAUCAGAAUCUGCAGAAAGGGCUUCCCCAGCAGAAUCCUCUACGGUGACUUCAAGCAGAGAUACAAAGUAUUGAAUGCUAGUGUCAUCCCUGAGGGACAGUUCAUUGACAACAAGAAAGCUUCAGAGAAGCUGCUGGGCUCCAUUGAUGUGGACCACACUCAGUACAAGUUUGGACACACAAAGGUGUUCUUCAAAGCUGGUCUGCUGGGUCUCCUGGAGGAGAUGAGAGAUGAGAAACUGGCUGAGCUGGUGACAAUGACUCAGGCUCUCUGCAGAGGAUAUGUCAUGAGGAAGGAGUUUGUUAAGAUGAUGGAAAGGAGAGAAUCCAUUUAUAGCAUCCAGUACAAUAUCCGUUCAUUUAUGAAUGUGAAGAACUGGCCAUGGCUGAAACUCUACUUCAAGAUCAAGCCUCUCCUGAAGAGUGCCGAGACUGAGAAGGAGCUGCAGCAAAUGAAGGAGAACUAUGAUAAGAUGCAAACAGACCUGGCUACAGCCCUGGCCAAGAAGAAGGAACUGGAGGAGAAGAUGGUCUCCCUGCUGCAGGAGAAGAAUGACCUGCAACUGCAAGUGGCUUCUGAAAUUGACAACCUGUCAGAUGCUGAGGAAAGGUGCGAGGGGCUCAUCAAGAGCAAGAUCCAGCUCGAGGCCAAACUCAAAGAGACUGGUGAGAGACUGGAGGAUGAAGAGGAAAUCAAUGCUGAGUUGACUGCAAAGAAGAGGAAGCUGGAGGACGAAUGCUCUGAGCUGAAGAAAGACAUUGAUGACCUGGAGCUCACCUUGGCUAAAGUAGAGAAGGAGAAACAUGCCACAGAAAACAAGGUGAAAAACCUGACAGAGGAGAUGGCAUCUCAAGAUGAGUCCAUUGCCAAGUUGACCAAGGAGAAGAAAGCCCUCCAAGAGGCCCACCAGCAAACACUUGAUGAUCUCCAGGCAGAGGAAGACAAAGUCAACACUCUGACCAAGGCCAAGACAAAGCUGGAACAGCAAGUCGAUGAUCUUGAGGGAUCAUUGGAGCAAGAGAAGAAGCUCCGCAUGGACCUUGAGAGAGCCAAGAGGAAGCUUGAAGGAGAUCUGAAACUGGCUCAAGAAUCCAUAAUGGAUCUGGAGAAUGACAAGCAGCAAUCUGAUGAGAAAAUCAAGAAGAAGGACUUUGAGACCAGCCAGCUCCUCAGCAAAAUUGAGGAUGAACAAUCUCUUGGUGCUCAGCUUCAGAAGAAGAUCAAGGAACUCCAGGCUCGUAUUGAGGAGCUGGAGGAAGAGAUUGAGGCUGAGAGGGCUGCUCGGGCUAAGGUAGAGAAGCAGAGGGCUGAUCUCUCCAGGGAGCUUGAGGAGAUCAGUGAGAGGCUCGAGGAAGCUGGCGGAGCAACAGCCGCUCAGAUUGAGAUGAACAAGAAGCGUGAGGCUGAGUUCCAGAAGCUGCGUCGUGAUCUUGAAGAGUCCACCCUGCAGCAUGAAGCCACCGCAUCAGCUCUCCGCAAGAAGCAGGCUGACAGUGUUGCAGAGCUGGGAGAGCAGAUCGACAACCUCCAGCGUGUUAAGCAGAAGCUGGAGAAGGAAAAGAGCGAGUACAAGAUGGAGAUAGAUGACCUCUCCAGCAACAUGGAGAAUGUUGCUAAAGCAAAGGGCAACUUGGAGAAAAUGUGCAGAACUCUUGAGGACCAGUUGAGUGAACUCAAAGCCAAAAAUGAUGAGAAUGUCCGCCAGCUGAACGACAUCAAUGCACAGAGGGCCAGACUGCAGACGGAGAAUGGUGAGUUUGCCCGCCAGCUUGAGGAGAAGGAAGCUCUUGUUUCCCAGCUGACCAGGGGCAAGCAGGCCUUCACUCAGCAGAUUGAGGAGCUUAAGAGGCACGUUGAGGAGGAACUGAAGGCCAAGAACGCCCUGGCCCAUGCUGUUCAGUCAGCGCGCCAUGACUGUGAUCUGCUCAGGGAGCAGUUUGAGGAGGAGCAAGAGGCCAAGGGUGAGCUGCAGCGAGGAAUGUCCAAGGCCAACAGCGAGGUGGCUCAGUGGAGAAGCAAAUAUGAGACUGAUGCUAUUCAGCGCACUGAGGAGCUGGAGGAGGCCAAGAAAAAACUUGCCCAGCGCCUACAGGACGCUGAGGAAUCCAUUGAGGCUGUGAACUCCAAGUGUGCCUCUCUGGAGAAGACCAAGCAGAGGCUGCAGGGUGAGGUGGAGGACCUCAUGAUUGAUGUGGAGAGAGCUAAUGCUCUGGCUGCCAACCUCGACAAGAAGCAGAGGAACUUUGAUAAGGUCCUGGCAGAAUGGAAGCAGAAGUAUGAGGAGGGCCAGGCUGAGCUGGAAGGAGCCCAGAAGGAGGCUCGUUCUCUCAGCACUGAAAUGUUCAAGAUGAAGAACUCUUAUGAGGAGGCUCUGGAUCACCUGGAGACCUUGAAGAGAGAGAACAAGAACCUGCAGCAGGAGAUCUCAGACCUGACAGAACAGAUUGGUGAGACUGGAAAGAGUAUCCAUGAGCUGGAGAAAGCCAAGAAGACUGUGGAGACAGAGAAGUCAGAAAUUCAGACAGCACUGGAGGAAGCUGAGGGUACACUGGAGCACGAGGAGGCGAAGAUUCUCCGUGUUCAGCUUGAGCUCAACCAGGUGAAAGGUGAGGUUGACAGGAAGCUGGCAGAGAAGGAUGAGGAGAUGGAGCAGAUCAAGAGGAACAGCCAGAGGGUGAUUGACUCCAUGCAGAGCACUCUGGACUCUGAGGUCAGGAGCAGAAAUGAUGCCCUGAGAGUCAAGAAGAAGAUGGAGGGAGACCUGAACGAGAUGGAGAUUCAGCUGAGCCAUGCCAACAGGCAGGCCGCUGAGGCCCAGAAACAACUGAGGAAUGUCCAGGGACAGCUCAAGGAUGCCCAACUGCACCUUGACGAUGCUGUCAGAGGACAGGAAGACAUGAGGGAGCAGGCUGCCAUGGUGGAGCGCAGAAAUGGCCUGAUGCUGGCUGAGAUUGAUGAGCUGAGAGUCGCUCUGGAACAGACAGAGAGAGGACGCAAAGUGGCUGAGCAGGAGCUGGUCGAUGCCAGUGAGCGUGUCGGACUGCUUCACUCUCAGAACACCAGUCUUAUGAACACCAAGAAGAAGCUGGAGGCUGACCUCAUCCAGGUUCAGGGUGAAGUAGAUGAUUCAGUCCAGGAAGCGAGAAAUGCUGAGGAGAAAGCUAAAAAGGCGAUCACCGAUGCUGCCAUGAUGUCUGAGGAGCUGAAGAAGGAGCAGGACACCAGCGCUCACCUGGAGAGGAUGAAGAAGAACCUGGAGGUCACAGUCAAGGACCUGCAGCACCGUCUGGAUGAGGCUGAGAACCUCGCCAUGAAGGGCGGCAAGAAGCAGCUCCAGAAACUGGAGUCCAGGGUGCGCGAGCUGGAAACUGAAGUUGAGGCUGAGCAGAGGCGUGGAGCUGAUGCUGUGAAAGGUGUCCGCAAAUAUGAAAGAAGAGUGAAGGAGCUGACCUAUCAGACUGAGGAGGACAAGAAGAAUGUGAACAGACUUCAGGACCUGGUGGACAAGCUGCAGCUCAAAGUCAAGGCUUACAAGAGACAGGCUGAGGAGGCUGAGGAGCAGGCGAACUCUCAUAUGUCCAAGCUGAGGAAGGUUCAGCAUGAGCUGGAGGAGGCUCAGGAGCGGGCUGAUAUUGCUGAGUCCCAGGUCAACAAGCUGAGAGCCAAGAGCCGUGAUGCUGGAAAGGCUGACAUGGCAGAGUAAGAAACAUCCUCCUGGAGACUUUUGACAGAAUUCAUAAAAUAUGAACUUCCUGUUGAAUUGUCUUCUUGUCAUUGUCAAUAAACUGUGUACUUGUUUAAAAAAAA